Molecule: messenger RNA, 1525 nt
Organism: Gambusia affinis (western mosquitofish)
Lineage: Eukaryota; Metazoa; Chordata; Actinopteri; Cyprinodontiformes; Poeciliidae
Product: odorant receptor 131-2-like
Exons: 1
Coding region: 421-1356 (311 amino acids)
Biological process (GO): G protein-coupled receptor signaling pathway
Cellular component (GO): membrane
Molecular function (GO): G protein-coupled receptor activity
Source: RefSeq, a predicted model, not a curated record
UCUUACUUUAUCACAUAUCACAUAAAAAAAGUUUAUAGGUAUCUAGCAUGGAUUUGUGAUAACAUUCCUUUCAGAAGAUAAUGUGUAAGGUUUUCAAACAAGAAUAUCAUUAAGAGUCACUUGGCGAUGGGGGUGUGUCUUCAGAGGAAUCAAGUCCAAGCCUACAUAAUGAAACGUGACCUAAACAUUUCAGUAAAGACAGAGAUUCAUCCUGACAUGUUUCUCUACAGAGACACCAAGAGAAGUAGAAAACUGUAAGCUCUUCUGGCUGAUAAAGGGAUUGGUAGGUGAGUGAAGUACGGUCAAUAGUAAAAUGUCAAACAUUAAUAGAUUGUAUUUUUACAUUUUUUUGUGUAGACUGAAACCUACUGUUUUGCUACUGUUUUUCUGAAACAGGAACAAUUUGUUCAGAGCAGCAAAAUGCAGAAUCGGACUGAACUUUCUGUCAACGAAACUUCCCCAAAAGGUUUCUCUGUAAUCAUCAAGGUGUGUGUGGUAAUCCCGUUUUUCUGCGUCUUCCUGUGCUUCAUCGCUGUCAUGCUGCAGAUCUUUGCCUCUCACAGACAGUUUUUGGACACUUCCCGUUACAUCCUGUUUGCACACAUGCUGAUCAACGACACCCUGCAGAUCCUUUCCUCUGUGCUACUCUUCCUCUGUGUGAUGGGUCAGGUCAAGUUACCUCUUCUGUUCUGUGUCCCUCUGCUCUUUGUAUCUACCGGUACCUUUCUGAACACCACUUUGAUCCUGGCUGCCAUGUCACUGGAGCGUUAUGUUGCCAUUUUCUAUCCUCUGCAGCGCCCAGCCUCCUGGCGCUCAGAUCGCAUCUGGAUCAAUAUUCUGCCUCUGUGGAUAAUCAGCUUCACAUUCCCCAUAAUUGAGUUUUUCAUCGGGAAGUACAGUCCCAAUGUAGAUGUCCUUUUUACAAACAUGCUUUGCAAAGCUACUAUUAUUAACUCAUCCCUAAUCCAGGGACUGUAUCGGCUUGUCGUGUAUGUUCUUUUUUUUGCAGUGGUAAGUGUUAUCAUCCUCUUCACUUAUGUGAGGAUUGUGAUGGAAACCAGGAAGAUGCGGCAGGACAGAGCUUCAGUGAGCAAAGCCAUGCACACUGUGCUGCUGCACGGCUUCCAGCUGCUGCUCUGCUUGCUGGCUUUCACUCUGCCCAUCUCUGAAACUCUCAUUGUGCCCCACACAAACUGGCUGGCUGAGGAUGUCGCCUUUUUUAAUUAUUUCUGUUUCAUCCUGAUCCCUCGCUUUCUCAGCCCGCUAAUUUAUGGCUUCAGAGAUCAGAGUCUGAGAAAGCACAUUGAGAACAGAUUCCUCUGCUGCUCAAAGAAAAGAAAACCCUUUUUCAAAUAGUGACUCGGAUUUCAUUUUAAUAAUGUUCUAUAUUCCUAUACAAUCAUGGUUGGUGCAGGUCCUGAAACUGGAUAGAUGCAACUCAAAGAUGUUUUUUCAGAGGUACUGGUGCUCAUUAACCCAAGGACCGCAUUCUCUACUGUGCACUCAGAUGGGGGUGGGAAACAUC